Parastagonospora nodorum SN15 is the source of this 1263-nucleotide messenger RNA. RefSeq lists its product as hypothetical. The record is from RefSeq and is a predicted model, not a curated record. Gene Ontology annotation, cellular component: U2-type spliceosomal complex. Gene Ontology annotation, molecular function: RNA binding. Gene Ontology annotation, biological process: mRNA splicing, via spliceosome. NCBI's taxonomy places the organism in Eukaryota, Fungi, Ascomycota, Dothideomycetes, Pleosporales, Phaeosphaeriaceae. Bases 1 to 1263 code for a protein of 420 amino acids. The transcript has a single exon.
AUGCCGCCUCCGAACGCGAAGAAACUCACUGCGCAGCCAGUGCGCACGCGACAAUUCGCCGGCAAGCCCGCUGCAGUCGAGGCAGAGGAGCGCUCCAGCGAUGAGUCCGAGUCGGAGGAGGAACAGCCCAAACAGAAGCCCUUUGCAAAGCCGAGGCCCGCGCCCGUCGCCUCGUCGUUUCCCAAAGGCGCGCUCAAGUCGAAGCUUGCCGCGCGCCAAAAGUCGGACGCGGAGCGCAAGGCGCUGGAAGACGAGUUCGAGACGGAGAGCGAGGGCGAAGACGGCGGAGACGGCAGUGGCAGCGCGGAUGGGAGCGGCAGUGGCAGUGGAAGCGGCAGUGGCAGUGGCAGCGGCAGCGAGGACGAGGACGAGUCGGAGCAAGAGUCGAGUAGCGAAGACGAGGCGCCCAAGAAGCUGCUGCGGCCCGUGUUCCUCAAGAAGAACGAGCGCAACAAGGUCGCGGCGCCCGUCAAGUCGGCAGAGGAAGCCGCCGCCGAGGAAGAGGCGCGGCGGCAGGAGCAGUCGCGCGCGCUGGUGCAGGAGCAGGUCGAGCAGCGCAUUGCGGAAAAGGCCGCGGGCAAGAAGGACUGGGACGACGAUGUCGAGGACGCCGACAUCAACGCCAUCGACGACACCGACGGGCUCGAUGCCGCCGCCGAGUACGCGGCGUGGAAGCUGCGCGAGCUCAAGCGCAUCAAACGCGAGCGCCAGGCCAUCGAGGAAGCCGAAGCUGAGCGCGCCGAGAUUGAGCGCCGCCGCAACCUGUCGGCGGCCGAGCGCGAUGCUGAGGACCGCGCCUUCAUCGACCAGCAGAAGGAGGACCGCGCCGACCGCGGCGAGAUGCAGUACAUGCAGAAGUACUUCCACAAGGGCGCCUUCUUCACCGACGAGCUCAAGGAGCUGGGCGUCGACCGCCGGAACCUCAUGAACGCCCGUUUCGAGGACCAGACCAACCGGGACGUCCUGCCAGAGUACAUGCAGAUCCGCGACAUGACCAAGCUCGGCAAGAAGGGCAGGACACGCUACAAGGACAUGAAGACGGAAGACACGGGCAGGUGGGGCGACUAUGCCGACGACCGCCCGCUCAAGGACAAGGCCGACUUUGGCGUCGACGAGAGGUUCCGACCCGACGCCUACCGUGGCCGCGACCCAGAGCGCGAAGGUGCCACCGGAGCCAACGCCAAGCCGCUGGGCGACAGGAAGAGGUUCGGCGAGGACAGCGAGAGGGAUAGCAAGCGGCCAAGAUACGAAGAAAGAGCUUGA